AGCAAAGAUCAACGGCCAGAAUCUCUUAAUCCGUGCAAGUGGGACCUAGCCCCGGGACAAGGUGGCGAUUGUUAGGGGGGGGCGGCGGCGGCGGGGGGCAGGAAUGAUAUGCGUUCAAUCCCUGGUGGAAUUCGGCUUCGUGGACGACCAUGACCGAGUAGGUCAUGUGAUGUUGCGUGGAAGACGAGGGUUCAAACUCGGACUCAAGGUUCAUCUUGUUGAUUGAACGAGGAGAGCAGCAGCAGGUGAUAGGAACGGCGUCUGAGGGAAGAAGAGCGAAGCACAUAUCGCGGGCUUUCAUGAACGACAUCUCGUCUUUCGACGAGCACUCGUCAUCGAGAUGGCGCGCUCUGGCGAGACCCGGUUGUGUUCUUCUUGUGUGGAUUGUAUCGUCGUAUGAGAGGGAGGGGAGAGAGGGGCCAGAAGUCGUGGAGAGACGAGCUAUCCAGUUUACUACCCUGUGGAAGUACUGCUGGGGCAGCGCCGCAGAGUGAUUAGGCGAGAAGGAAGGUAAGGUGGUGUUGGUCUGAAAGGGGGCUUAAUUAGUGAAGAUGACAGCGAGGAAGCGACAGACAAUGGAGUCAUCGACGUGUCUAGGGUAAUCAUUUUUUGCUUUCUUCCUUCCCCUCUGCCUCUUGCGAGCUCCGCACGCUUCACUCGUUGACCACUGGUGGGUUUUCAAGGGCAUGUAUACCUGGCAGGUCGUCUACCUCGUACCCAUCAUUCCUCUGCCUUUCGCUCAGUUCCAAGGCCUUCUACUAAAGGGUGUAUCUAUCUCUUCGAAUUGAACCGAGGUGAAUCGAAUUGAAUUGAAUCCAAUCGGAUUGAAUUAAAUCGAAUUGGAUUGAAUUGAAUUGAAUUGAAUUACAUUGGGUAGUUUAUAACGUCAUUCCGUGGCAGGUCGUCUACCUCGUACCCAUCAGGCCUUCGUUUCCAUCUAUGGCUUCGCCUCCCCAUCCGGCUUUCCGGUCAUCGGCUCUUACCCGCUUCUUGUUUGUUAGUGCCCGUCAUUUGUUCUUCGCUGUGGUGCGGGCCGGUCGUACAGCGAUGGUGUGCUCUGGGGCCGCCCUCCUGGCAUUGUGAAGUCGCCCCGUGUGGUUGUGAUUUGUAGUGCUUGGACGUGGUGUUGGUGGUGGUCGUUGAUGGCCUGCCACGGAGUGUUCGCUGUUCCCUGCCUUGCACGGCGUCGCCUUCUGGGCUGCAUUCGAUGUGAAGCACGGCCGCGCGUUCGGAAGCGGCGUCGCGCCGGUCAUCUCAGUCACAGCAUGCACUGUUCCCUGCGUGGAUUGGAGCGCUCUUUGACCAUCACCAAUCACCGCUUUGAUGGUGGAGGCGGCCUCGUCCGAAUUGCGGGGUGCCUUUCCUUGGUCCUAAUUAGUCGAGGGUAGUGGGUUCUUUUUUGUCUUUCUCGGCCCCUCGUCCGUGGAGCAUAAACAAUCACCGCUUUGAUGGUGGAGGUGGUUUUAGUAGAGGCGUACCAGUCAGUAGUGAUAAUGUAAAUAAGGUUGGCAGCGCGUAGCUGUCACCCCUGUUCUCUUCUGAGGAGGUUGGUGAACAAUUUGUCGUCUUGUUGCGGAGAAGCGGGUUUCUUUCCCGCCAUUCGUUGUCGAAGGCGGCACGAUGAUAUUCGCUAUGCCCUACAGCAAACCAGGGGGCUUUGUUGAGGCUUUGGUCGGUCGUAGUAGGCUUCGACUACAAGUACAUUCCCUAGGAGCAGCAGCAGCAGCGCUUAUCCCUCACUAAGGAGCAUCAGCAAGCGCUUCGAUCCAUCCGUGAGGAGCACCAGCAGCGGCAGUCGCCGGUUGCUAGAGCGGAAUAUCGCCGCUGCCCGAAGAGGGGAGGGUGGCCGCGCGUGCGUGCGUUGAAGGGAAGGAACAACAUCCGCAGCCAUGGGGAUGUUUUCGUCGGACGCUCCGGUGACGUAUGGCGGCGGCGGGAGUUUGCAGUUCCUGUUCCCGUUCAGUGUCUUGGGCGGAGUUGCGUGCAUUUUGCUUUUCCUCUUCGUGAAGUUGAAAUCGGAUUUCGGCUUUCUGUACCGCAGGCCCGAUCAGACAGCCCCACGUGGGAUUGCGUCGCUGGUCAGGCGUUUGGUUGCCAUCUGGAGGCUUUCCGACAGUGAUGUCGCUCGCCAGUGUGGCGCAGAUGCUUGCGACUAUCUUAUGCUCCAACGGUACACCUGCAUUGCUUUCCUUCUGGCGUCUGUGCCUGGAAUCUUGCUCGUGCUACCCGUCAACCUAUACCUCGGGGUGGAUUCGUCGGGGGAGGGAGGAGGAGGAGGAGGAGGAGGAGGUUCCGAUGGCGGCGGCGGCCAUGAUCCAGCGGCGCGCUUCGGUCUGGACGGCUUCGCGCGCACGACGGCCUUCUAUCUGCGCAGGGACUCUUGGCUUCUGUGGAUGCAUGUCGUCUUCACUUACCUGAUGUGCGCGAUCGCCCACUUGCUGUUUGUCAAGCUCGAGAGCUUCCUCUCCCUCACACGCAUCCGCGAGAGAGAUGCUUCGGACGCCAUUUCUGCUUUCACCAUGAUGAUCAGAGGUGUGCCGCGUGUCCUGUCUUCCGAUCCCAGGCCCCUCGUCGAGUACCUGGAGCGCUUAUAUCCGGGCAAGGUCUACGCCGUCUGCGUUCCUGAGAACCUGUCGCUUUACCUGGAAGUCGUUCGAGAGUUGAAGAGGGCGCGAGCGGACCUCGAAAGGGCGCUGACUUACGCCCUGCACGUCGAAGAUGGCUCGGAUGAGAAGUACCAUUUGGUGGAGAGAGACGGUAAUGCGGCAGGAGGCAGCGAUUACGAUUACGUGUUGAUGGAGGAUGACGGCGGGGAGGGCAUGGCGAGGUUGUUGGUAGGGGAGGAGGAGGAGGAGGAGGGUUGUUAUUAUGGUAGCGAUGAAGACGAGGACGGGGGAGGAGCCUACAGCUUGGAAGUGAGGAGCAGCUCUGCCGGGGGCCGGAACCUUCGCGGGAGUUUCACGAGGGAUGUCUACGGCGGGUUGGAGGUGGUGGGCCACAGGGCCAGACCGCGACGUUCUUGGUGGGCCGCCAAGUGGUGCUGGUGCGACGCUUCCGUGGUCGAUGGGGUUAUCGACGACGGCGAGGGCGUGUCGGCGGGCGUCGGCCUCACGCUGCGCAAGUGUUGCUUUUGCUCGUGGCGUCAGUCCAUGAGGCGAUGGAGAAAAUGGUGGAGGCGAAAGGUUGGCUACCUGUGCGGCUUGUGGGGAGUCUGGGACGAGGUGCGAUGGUUUCAAUCGGUAGUAGCGGAUCUGGAAGCCCAGGUGGGGAAGUUUGGUCAGGGUGCGGGUGUGCACUUCCAGCGACGGAGGGAGCAGGACUUUAGUAGAAGGCAGGCCGGAGACGGUGUCGGCGGAGGCACCGCGAGCCGACGACCCGGUGGUCUUGAGCGCGUUGUCGCCGCGGCUCCUGGUGCUGUGGUAGGUGCGGCAGCAGCACGUCAUCAGUAUCGUCAAGCUUUUGGUGCCUCGUCGUCAUCUAGGAGUCAGCGUCAGACGCUGCUGCCGCCACCGCAGCGCGCGAGGAGAGUCCGUGAAGUCGAUGCGCAGCUGGGUUCGGGGAUCGCCUUCGUGGUGUUCAAGGAUGCAUUCACUGCUACGCGGGCGGUGCAAGAUCUGAAGUGGUCCAGGCGCUCAGCACCUGAGCUGCACACUUCGAAGUGGAAGGUGGAGAGGGCGCCUGCCCCCGGAGGUGUGGAGUGGGGACACGUGGGAGCCGGCGCGGUGGGGAACAUGAUCCGGCGCACGCUUGUCAACUUGGGUGUCCUAGCCGUGCUGAUGUUCUGGAGCUCUCCCCUGGCGAUGGUGAUGGGGAUAAACAGCGCGACGGCGAGAUUGCGACCGGAUGCCGUGGAGCAUUUUCACAAGUGGCUGGAUUGGGCUCGCGGGAGCACUUGGCUCUCGGGCAUGAUGUUGCAGGUUGGGCCGAACUUGCUCAUCUUCGUGGCGAUGUAUGUCGUCAUCCCGACCAUCAUUGCGCGAUGCGCAAGAUGGGAACGGCAUCUGACCGUAUCGGGGGAGCAGCGGGCCGUGCUGGUCAAGACGGUGGGGUUCUUUCUCGUGAACCUGCUCAUCCUGAAGAGCUUGGUGGAGACCACCCUGGAGGGCGCGAUCGCGCACAUGUCCAGCUGUUACCUGGAUCCCGAGGCGGGAUGCAGCGGUGUCAGCAAGUACUUGAAGAACGGGUGGGCGGUCACGUCGGCAGCGAAUGCGCUGUCGUUUGUGCUGGCGGCGGCGUUGCUGGGCGUUUCGUUUGAUCUGCUCGCCCCUGUGCCCUUCUUGCGGCGGUGGUAUAGCACUUACCGGAGAAUCUGGACUGGCGGCAGUCCGUCACCUGGACCGAAUUCCGCGCGCAAUGCGUCGCCAAGUUAUUAUCCUCCCGAUCAUCAGCCUUCUUCUUCUUCUUCCCCUCCAAUUCUGUCACAGGCUGCUGGCGCCUUGUCGUCGUUGUCCCAAGAUGGGACCUUCGCGGAUGGCAUUCCCGGCGUUCUGCUACCUUUGUCCUACCCGUAUGACGUGGAGGCUCACGCAGAGGAUGCAGCGGCGGGUGAGGCGGGCGAAGCGGAAAAUGCUGAGCUCGUCGAAGGAGCUGAUGCUGGACCUCGCCGAGCAGCUGCUACUACUGUAGCUGCUAAUAAGCCGCCCGUACGUGGACCGGAAACUGGGCUAGAUGACGUUCUGAACUUGGUGGAUGAGUCUCGAACACACUGCCCGGUCGUCUAUGAUGGUCGAGAUACCACGCCCGGUGAGGCGACUGCUUCGCUGCUGGCAGCAGCCGUCCAGGGUACCAGCACUGCAGCCGGCGGCGGCGGUGGGAUCCCGAUGCUGCAAGCCAGUCCGGUGCCGCCGAGGGCCGCGGUCUUCGAUAUCCCCCAGUAUCAUGCCUUCAAUCUAACGGUCUUCGCGAUGGCGUUGUCGUAUUCGACGCUUUCUCCGCUGGUGAUCCCAGCUGGCGCAACGUAUUUCGGCUACCGGUACCUCGCCGACAAGUACAACUUGCUGAUGAAAGUGGUGGUGCCCUACUCGUCGUCUGUUAUUUUGCCAGAAUGGGGAAUGUCGUCGUAUGCUGCGUGGUCGGGGUCCUCUCCCUUGUCCUCCUCGGACCGCCGGUUGAUGUCAACCGUGCUGAGGGUAAUGCGAGUCUGCCUGUGCGGUUAUCUGUUGGUGAUGGCUCUUUUCUUCGUCUUCAAGGGGGAUGUGUCGGGGUAUCAGGCCUGUGCGGUGCUGGUGCUUUUGGCUGUGGCCUUUGCUGGCUAUGGCGUUGGAAGUCUCUUUGAUAUCCCACUCGAGGCAAGGGGGUUCGACGGGUUCUUAGCGCAGCAGCUGGGAACUGUCGAUCAACUGGUCUUCGGCUCGGGUGUUGGGUAUGACGUGUCCGUGGGGGGCUUGCGCGGCUCCUCAACACGGUAGCCAUGGCACUGUGACCCAGGCAAUGAGUAAGUCAAUCCCUCAAUCAAUCAGUCAAUCCCUUAAUCAAUCAGUCAACUAAAUCAAUCAAUCAUUUGCGCUACAUGAGGACUUUUGCCACGUGGAGCAGAGGAUGAUGGAAAGACAUGUACGCUCGAGCUUGGGACGAGAAUACCGUCAUUGCUUCAUGCCUCCAGCCGGGGAUAGUCGACGCCAUCAUUGAUUGAUAUGAGUACAGCUGGCCAGUGUUUUCAGGCUGCGCGAGGCUCCGAGAGCUUGAGGAUGGAAUAGCAGGUGUACGUGCACGUGAUGUGGGUUGUCUCCAGUGGGGUAAUCGAUCGGAACCAGAUCUCUUGGACAUCAAGAAGAACAGCACUGACGGACAGCAGGUAAGCAUGCCAGGUUCUGGGAUAGGAGAAGAAAGAGAAGAAAGGAAGGAAGAAGUGCCGAGCCAGGCAGAGACGAGAGGAUGCAAGAAGGGCUUUUUCGUCCGGAUGUCGGAUGUGAAUUUGUGGAUGAACAUGAUGUUGUCACUGCUAGAAGAUGAGUGAGGAAAUGAGUGUCGUUGAAUCUCUGCAUUUGAGCUGAUGGCACAUGCUUUUGCAGGAGGGCAAAGGCUUUGUCCGGUUCCUGGAUUGUGAAUCGUGGAUGAGCAUGAUGCUGUCACCGCUAGAAGACGAACGAGCAAAUGGCGGCUGUUGUCGGACCUCGGCAUUGGAGCUAAUUGCUUAUGCUUUUGCAGUGAGGGUUGUGAGGAGGUGGGUGGUGGGCCAGCUGCGUCACACCAUCACGAGCUUGAGACGUGAAGUAUUUCAUCACAAUUUUUGAACCAGUUGUCUGUCUGAAUAAGCAUAUGUUCAAUGAGCAGAUCCUCCCUGAAUCAGUUAGAUCUCUCAAGGAAUAUGGCAUCUGCCGCUGCUGUGUGCGUGUCGUUUAAUAACUUAUGUGUUUGUGCAGAGUUUGUAAUGCUGACAAAGGAGGCCACAGCUUCUGUAAUCCCCAAGGGGCGACGAUGAGUGUGAGUGUAUGUGUGUGUGUGUGUGUGUGUGUGUGUGUGUGUGUGUGUGUGUGUGUGUGUGUGUGUGUGGAUUGCAUAUUCAAUCCUUAUUACGAUGUGAUAAUUUUGUGUUGUUGCCCAUGCCUCUUGAAGGGCCAUGGGAAAGUAAUAAUACCUCCCUGUGUUCCGGGGUGUUGGAGUUGGAGAACAUUUGUAUGAACACCUUUCCAGAGCAUGCUGGCAAGUCUUUCAUUGUGCCAAAGUAAUUUUGGUUCAAUUGUGGGACACAUUUGAGCUUCAGAAGAAUGCACUGGCGAGUCUUUCUGGGGGGAAAGACGAUAAAAGAUGUCUCACGGUCAAAGAUUGAAUCAGAUCAAGAUUACGGGCAUGCGGUUUCUGAACGUUGAAGUCGACGUAGUCCAGUGGUGUGCGCACCGGUGAGAAUAUCUGCCCAGCUAUCUAUACCAAUGCCUUUUUCUUUUUAGGGAAACAAGGUAAUCAAUAUCUUUGAGCGUGAGGGGUUUCUAAAUGUGGAUAUAGACAGAGUCAGAGUGGAGAUUAUCGAAGAGAAUGGCGUUUAGCACAAUGGGUGGGUUCAGGGGAGGGGUGUGGGCAGAAGGGGGGCUCUUCUUCCUGGACAAGACGUAGGGACGGUUGACAUCUUGGCUUCGCCGUCACUUAUUUGCAGUUUGAAACAGUGCCAUAGCCCAGUUACUGAUCAUCUCGCUUUCUCCUUCGCCAGACGAAUCCCUGGAACUGUUUCGUCACAAUGGCGUUGUCCUGGAGUUUGAUUUUUUCACGGUUAAUGUCCAAGGACAACUCUGUUUCUUGAAGUUUAUCCAAAAUGCUAGCGGUCGCCAUGUCACUUGUUGCGCUUUCUUGGUUAAUCGGUGGGUUUCUCUCCUUGUCUCUCCAUCUAAAGGGUCAUCUAUGGGACAGACUGAGUCUGUCAAGGUGGUCAUGUGCCCAGCAGU
Molecule: messenger RNA, 7376 nt
Organism: Chara braunii
Lineage: Eukaryota; Viridiplantae; Streptophyta; Charophyceae; Charales; Characeae
Source: the annotation of a GenBank genome assembly